AUGGCCAAGGUCUCGAGUAAGCCCGCAUGGGCAGCAGACGAGAUGACACUCGACGACGCAGCCAAGAGCGUUGCCAAGAGCAUCGCCGAUGGAUGGAUGUUCUUGGUAAGCCCUUUUCACGCAACAUCGGCUCACGGGCCCAAUGACGAAAGCCAAGUUAACGGGGUCGCUGGGGGCCUCGAGGCUUGA
This is a messenger RNA of Colletotrichum graminicola M1.001, 189 nucleotides long. RefSeq lists its product as uncharacterized. The record is from RefSeq and is a predicted model, not a curated record. The coding region runs from base 1 to 189 and encodes 62 amino acids. NCBI's taxonomy places the organism in Eukaryota, Fungi, Ascomycota, Sordariomycetes, Glomerellales, Glomerellaceae. The transcript has 2 exons.